This is a messenger RNA of Alosa sapidissima (American shad), 6685 nucleotides long. It is a transcript of the gene map4l, whose product is annotated as microtubule associated protein 4 like. Gene Ontology annotation, biological process: microtubule cytoskeleton organization; neuron projection development. Gene Ontology annotation, cellular component: neuron projection. Lineage: Eukaryota; Metazoa; Chordata; Actinopteri; Clupeiformes; Clupeidae. Gene Ontology annotation, molecular function: microtubule binding. The record is from RefSeq and is a predicted model, not a curated record.
GGCGCACUGUACGAGAGGGCGGUUCUGAUUCUUUACAACGACAUCCACGACAGAUAACUGAUUUGUAAAACAGCAACGGGAGUAUGGACUUGAGCUUGCGUGACGCUCUCACUGACGGGAAGCCUCAGAUGGGCUCAGAGUCUCUGCUGAAGAGGGACUUUGUGGCGGGACUGGAAGCAGAAACGUUUGACGACAAAGUAGGAGAGAAAGUGGGCAAGGCCGAGUACCGGCCUCUGAUGGACCGCAUGGAUGGGAAGAAGGAAGAGUCCAGCUUCAUGUCUGGAGUGCACAUGGGGGGGAUGAGGCUCGAGCCCCAGGGAGAGAAGGGCCCCGUCUCCACAGUGCAACAGAACUACAGCGCUGACUUCCUGUCAGGUCCAGUUUCGAUGAUGGGAAUGCCUGACCAGUGGGGAAGCCAGCAGAUGGGCUCCAAGAUGAAGGACAACAGCAUGGACUCCUUUAUGGGUUUCCCUCAGACAGGCAUGGGCAUGGGUAUGAGUACGGGCCUCACUGCUGUCCAGUCAGGCAAGCCCUCUGGCAUGGCCGAGCCUCCAAAGACCUCGCCUCUGUUUGGCACAGAGCCCCCGAAGUCAACGCAGAUGCUGGGCAAGCCCAACGACUCCAACCCCUUCAACAUCCAGGACAAUUCUGUAGAAGUUUGGGGGAACCCUUGGGCAGGUGAGGACAAGCAUGACACGGCCCUGCCCAGUGCCCCCUCCGUCACCACGGGAACCAGUCACCAUGCCGACAGGAUGGAACAGAGCCCCUCAGAGCCCUCCACCCCCCAGGGGUCUUUGUCCCAAGACCCCGCCUCUGGCGAGGAGAAGGGGAGCGAAGGGGGCAGUGGCAGCAAGCAGCAGAAAAGGAAGAAGAAGAAGCGAAGGCAUAGGGAGGAGGUGUAUGACCUCCUGGAGAGCCUGGGUUCCCCCGAGUCGGAGGAGGCCCCGGCCGAGGGCUCCCCGAAGGGUUGCUCCUCGCCCCCCAGCGUGGAGGAGGAGGAGAGCUGGGAAAGUGACAUACGGGGCAGGGGAGGGGGUGGGGGUGGGGGGGGCGGGGGCAGGAUCAGGGCCAGGAGGAAUAAAAGCAGGAAGAAGCUCCCCGAGGAGUGGGGCGCACCUGUGAAGCAGGGCAUGGGCGCCGUCUCUCCCUCUGACCCCGACUCAGGCUCCCUGACUCAGGCCUCCAUGGGCUUCCUCGGUGCAGAGCAGGACAGCGGCCCCAAACCUGCUUCUGUAGCAGCAGCAGCCUCUGUGCCACCUCCACCACCAUCCACAUCCACAUCCACCCUCAUGCCAGGCAGUCAGGCAAACACCACUGCACUCUCUGACCAGAAGGACACCAGUGCCCUCUCCGCUGGUGACUCUGCUGGCAAGAAGGAGGGGUCUGGGGAGAAGGACCAUGCACCCUUUGGUCUCCUCGGGACAAAUGCUUUCUCAGCAAAGGAUGAGAAGAUGUUCAAGCAGGAGAAAGCAGAUCCCUUUAGCAAGGGAGACAAUUUCAACAUGUUCGAGAAGACAGACAAACCAGAGAAGGUGGAGAAGAUGGAUACCUUUGAGAAGAAGGAGAAAGAGGACGCAACUAAAAAGAUAGAAAACGUGGACAAGACUCAGAAGAGUGAGAAGAUCAUCAAAGACGAGGAUAAACACGACAAGAUGGAGAAACACGACAACAAAGCGGAGAAGAGCGAGAAGGUGGACAAGCCUGAGAAGACCAACAAGGAGAAGGAGGAGAAGGCCAACACCGAGAAGACAGACAAGGCAGCCAAAGCAGAAAAGAACGAGAAGGCUGGAAAGGGCACCGCCAAGUCUCCGACCGCUAAUGGCAGUAAAGACCUGGUCAGCCCAGACAAGGCCAAGAUAACUGUAGGGUCAACCAAAACAAGUGCAUCCAAAACAAGACCAAACUCGCUGUCUACGGCAGAAAGCGCUGCCGCCCAAAAUCGCACGUCCUCUGCGGUCAAGCCUGCUGCUGAUAAAAAAAGCCCGGCCCCCAAGGCCAGCACCCCGUCUAGUGGCCCGAAGCGAACCACUCCCAGUGAGGCUAAGGCGAAGACACCUGACAAUGGCACUGCCCAGAAGCGACCCUCAGUGUCCAAGGCCAAUGGUGCCCCUGCGUCUCGCACCACCACCCCCAAAAAUGGGGCUCCAGCCGGCACACACACCGCCCGCCGCUCCUCAGCCUCAAAGGCCGAGAGUAAACCAGGCGAGGCGAAGAAGCCCAGCACAGCCAAGACGACAGCAGCUCGCCCCAAGACGAGCCAGACACCGACCCCUGACUCUGCCACACCAGCAACCACCAACGGCACCCCUCGCCGCUCCCGUAUCACCAAGCCCCCCGUGCCCAAGCAGACAGUGCCCGAGAAGAAGCCGCCCGUCCCACGGGCCCCAAGGAAGCCCCUCUCCGCACCCAUGCCUGACCUCAAGAACGUCCGCUCCAAAAUCGGCUCGACGGACAACAUGAAAUACCAGCCUGGUGGUGGAAGGGUGUCCGCAUCCCAGGGCAGGAGCGAUGCUCUGGCAAAGGGCUCCCUCUCCAAAGAGACCAGCCAGAGCAAAGUUCAGAUAGUUCACAAAAAGCUGGACUUCAGCCACGUCACCUCCCGCUGUGGCUCCAAGGACAAUAUCAAGCAUGUCCCUGGUGGAGGGAAUGUUCAGAUUCUCACUAAAAAGGUGGAUGUAAGCAAAGUGACAGCCAAGUGUGGCUCCAAGGACAAUAUUAAGUACAAACCAGGAGGUGGUGAUGUGAAGAUAGAAUCCCACAAGGUGAACAUCAAGGCCAAGUCUAAAAUAGGAUCCAUGGACAAUCUUGGCCAUGAAUCAGGAGUUGACAAUGGCAAGGCUGAAGGGGCUAAAGAGAAGGCAGGAGAGAGCCCAUCCCCCCCUGGUACCAACCAGACAGCUGCGUCAGCCAGCAUGGCAAAGGAGAAUGGGGUGAAGGACAGCGCCGCCAUGCCCAUGCCAGUGCCAUCUGUGGGCGAGGGGCUCCGAGACCCUCCACAGGGGAUGGACAAGCACAUCACUGGGACAAAUUGAGUCUUACCAGCGGAGCUUUGGCGGGAGCGCACGAGCUCGCACGGACCACAGCGCCGUCAUCAUCUCCUGGCCCUCCCCCACCCGAGUGGCAGCCGCCCCGACCCCCCUCCCCUACCCACAUUGCAGCACCUCUCUCAGUGUCUCUCUGGGGUCCGCCAUCUUCCGCCCACCCUCACCCCGAGUCCGCCUGACCUGUCACCUGUCUCCACAGAGACAGACGGGCACUACGCACACAGACACACACAGAAAACACACACUAGCAGGACAGCAACUGUUUAUUUUUUUACCACACACUCCAGGCAUUUACAGAAAAGAACACACACACACAUACACCUUUUACUCAGCUUUAUUUAUCCUCUACCAUCACUGUCAUUCUCUCUGUCCUCUAGGACUUAUCUCCAUAAGCUCUGAUGUCUUGCUGAAGCUCAGCACAGAUUGGAGCUCUGAAAAGACAACGGUUUCAAACACAUGGGUUUCGGUCUCCUCUGGGAUUGUGCAGGCUUUUUUUCUCAAAUCUACGGGAUAAGGUGUUUGGUAAAAGUUUGAGAUCGAGCCCUUCUGGAUGAGGUCACGCUAGGUUAGUCAGUGAAACGAGUGUAGUUAUCCUACCUUCUCCUACAAGUCCUGGCACAGAACUUCCUGUGUCCAUGCUGCUUUCUUAAGACCACUUAUCCCUGAUUUCCUGUGGGCAUUUAGUGUCUUCUCACUGCUGUCCUUUUGACUGGUGUGAGCCAGUGCUUUCCCUUUGACUGACCCAAGCACAUGCUACACACCAGCUACUGCCGUAUCUGAGCACGCCUGACGGCCAGCGCACCCCCCCCCCCCCCCAAUGAAACCCCAGAAUUCACUUGAGAUGUAGCUUCUUACAUCAUACUAUGGCAAUUAGUGAAGCCUUUAUCGUGAGCAUGUGGGGCUGUCUUUGAAUCCUAAUAAAAUAGGACUAACCAGCCAACAUUCACUCAGUCUCUCCCCAUUGUCCUCUUCCCAUGUCUUGAUUCUUCACUUAGAUUAUAACCCCGUGGUCGCCCUCUAAACAGCACUCUGAACUAUUAGAAACUUGUAGGCUCUUUGAACAGUAGGAUAUUUACUUCUCUGUAUCGUGUUUGCGUAAGAAUUUACUGUAACAAAUGAGCUGUAUCAUAUGUUGUUUCAUCAUCAGCCUACUUCUUUCUCUCAUUGUACCGUUUCUCUCGAAGCAAUAUUGUGGUCUUGGCUGAUGGGGCACAAAAAAAAAGCUCAAGUGCACAGGUACAUAAAAAGCUACACCAUGGUACAGCAAGAUCAACACAUGCAUCCCCACUUAGGGUGUACAGGCAGGAUGAGGUAGGAGGAGAGAGGGGAAGAUGUAAGGAGGCAGAAGAGCAAACCUGCUGGUAGUGAGCAGGGGGUUUUGUUUACACCACAAAUGAUGAAGGCAUAUUCUAAAAAUGGCACACAGUGUAAUAGAUAAACCACCUAUGCUACCUGUCUCUGGAAUGACAUGGUUUGGGAGCUAGUGUUAUCAAAAAUCACUGUUUAACUUGUAAGUUCGUUGGUGGAGACAUGUUGACAAGCAUCACCAAAAUGAGAAAUUGGAUAAUAUUUGCCUGACUGGUGACAACCAGUUUUUUUGUCAAGUGCUAAAGGGUAAUAUUGGGAACCAUGGUCUACACAGGAUGUAAGACCAAUUCCUAUCCCAAAAUGUCAAGAUAUAAGAUUGUGAAUUUUUAUUUUGACUUUUGAUAUUUGCAAUUACUAUUGUACUGGACAGUAUUUUAUUGAGCUUUUCUUGUGUUUUAUUUGUGAUGAGUAUGGACAUUUAAAUGGCACAGUGUGAGCGCUUUGUACACUUUAAAAUCCUCUAGUGAUCCAAGUUUUGGAGGGUUGGAUGACGAGGAGCCCUCUUGUAACAGUGCUGCUGACCGUGUACCAGUAAUGCUUGUCAAGUACGCUAGCAUUCGAGCAUUAGGUAUAUUAUACCCCUCAAAAAGUAUUACUAUUCAACAGAAAGUACUUUGAAACUUUCCUCUGGUCAAUUCCAUUCUGGUCAUUUAAUUAUCAGUGAAACAAAUGUAGCAUACUGUAUGUUGGCCAAGUAGAAAGCUUUCAGUAACCACUUCAGUAGGAGUAAAGCAAUCAUUUGAAAAGCACCUUAUUAUAAUUUGUGUAUUCAGUGAGAAAAUACCCCAGACUUCUCUUUAGAUUUGAAUCGAUUUUACAAAAAAAAAGUGAAAUGAUUGAAAGGAGUCACAGCAACGGUAUAGCCAUGGAGUAGUGCGUAGGUGGCGUGUGUGUGAUAGCUGUGAGAACUCCAGGUUGUUUGCCCGUGAGUGUAGUAGUGAGUGAGUGUGCUCCGCUGACCUGUCUUUUGUCCCUUUGGUGGUGAGUGUGCACCUAGCAGUGCUUGCAUCUGUCUUUGGUUGUUGUGCUUAAAGUACCUUCUAUCUGCUUUGAUCACUCAGUCACUCAGUCACUCAUCAGCCAGCCAGCCAGCCAGCCAGUCAGUUAGUCAGUCAGUCGGUCGGUCAGUUAGGCAGACAGUCAGUCAGUUCUUCUCUCUCUCUCUCCGUGUCUGCCGGGUGUUUCACCUUUCGGAUGCUCAGUCACUGCUUGCACCCUUCCAACAGGUCCCCACUGUUAAAUAGACAACACACACAGUGUUACAGUAAUCACGACAGGGAACGAGGGUAAAAAAUCAAAUCUUGAUUGGAUGUUAACUUAUGUGAUGAAAGAAAAGCUGUGGAUUCUUACAUAACUUUCUCUGGACAGUGUUUUAUUCUUAAGCGUGUCUGCCUUUUUGUUAAAAAGGGCUGAUGAACAAGAAUGUUUUUAAAAAUGCAAUGUAUUAAGUAAGAUGCAAGGAAUAUACAGUAUAUGUAUACAGGAUUUUUUUCAGUCUGUUAUUAAGAUAACAAUGAGUCACUCACUAAAUAAAUUACUAGAUAGCUAGAGGUAUCCUUUUGUUUAGUUAAGGGACAGCUGAUUUAAAGGUGCUGACUUUCAGGGUUACCACCUUGCUAACAAUCUGCCUUGUGCACAUUGCUCUUUUAUAUACCCCAUCCUACUUAGGGUUUCAAAUUAAAUUUGCAUGAAGAGUAACUACUUCUCAAACAACUGCGCAUAAGUGUAGUCAAAUUCUACUUCAAGUUCACACCACAAGCAUUCCUGACUCUUUUGUGUGUUAUGUAGAGAGAGCUUUUAAACGUCACAACACCUGUAACUGGCCGUGUGGAACAGACAGCAUUCAGGAAGUGCACGAGAAAGGUUAAAGGUCAUCAGUAACCCCCUGGAACAGUGAUUCCGCACCUGCUGCACCCGACACACACAGUCAGUGAAUGUGAAUGCUGAGAUGUCCAUUCCCCACCUCUAUAUGAGACUAAUUAUAGUUGUCUUGUGGCAUGUGUUACAGUAGGUAGCCAGCUCCUGGAAACCAGCAAGGAGCCCCUCUAGUUGUGCAUCUACUCGAAAGGCACAAUAAGUGUGUACUUGCUAUUUAACACACCAUAAGAGCAUGCAGUGGACAAUGGACUGUAGACAUCAGUCUAGGUAGACUGGAUUCAUUGUCUCCCCUUUUAUUUUGAGAUGUAUUUUUCUUUCUGAGAGAUGUUCAUUGUGUUUAAUUGUUAACUAGUGAUGUGAAUAUUAAUCAUAAAAUAAAAAUCAAACAAAAAUGG